This is a messenger RNA of Tinamus guttatus (white-throated tinamou), 698 nucleotides long. The record is from RefSeq and is a predicted model, not a curated record. Lineage: Eukaryota; Metazoa; Chordata; Aves; Tinamiformes; Tinamidae.
AUGCGUCUGAGCUGCGCAAAGGAAAAACGCUGCUUCCUAGAGGAAGCCCGAGGGUCUCUCGGAGCCCGCGGGAGGCAUCCCGCAGCAGCGGAGCGCGGCGUGGUUCAAAGCAGCCGGCCCGCACGCAGCCCGGCUCCCCCAGGCGCGCCCCGCUCCGGCCAGCCGGCCGGCUCCGCUUUAGCGCCGCUGAAAGCAGCCACGGCUUGGGGCUCCCUAACACGGGUAGAAAGUGCCGAGCUGUUGGGCCGGAGCUGCUGGGGUAUUCUGGAAAUAACUGCGGUUGAUGUGGGAAUUGUUGCCAUCAAGGGCUUGUUCUCGGGCAGAUACCUGGCCAUGAACAAACGCGGCAGACUUUAUGCAUCAGAAAAUUAUAAUGCAGAGUGCGAGUUUGUGGAGAGGAUCCAUGAGUUGGGCUAUAACACUUACGCAUCCCGUCUGUACCAGACUGUGCCCAACGGAGGCAACACCAAGCGCAAAGCCAGCGCUGAGAGACUCUGGUACGUCUCAGUCAACGGGAAAGGACGACCCAGGCGAGGCUUUAAAACUCGCAGGACACAGAAGUCAUCUCUCUUUCUACCCAGAGUUUUGGAUAACAAGGACCAUGAGAUGGUCCGACUUUUCCACACAAACACAAAAUACCGAGAGAGUCUCCUGAAGCCUCCGAGUAAGAACCAGAGAAGAAGGAGAGGGCACUAGGG